Penicillium atrosanguineum is the source of this 1122-nucleotide messenger RNA. RefSeq lists its product as uncharacterized. Lineage: Eukaryota; Fungi; Ascomycota; Eurotiomycetes; Eurotiales; Aspergillaceae. Bases 1 to 1122 code for a protein of 373 amino acids. The record is from RefSeq and is a predicted model, not a curated record. The transcript has 6 exons. Gene Ontology annotation, molecular function: dioxygenase activity.
AUGCCGGGAAAGAUUCUUGAUAGAUACGAGCAAGUGCCCGUGACCAAGGCAGACUUGGACUGGGCUGAGCUGAUCACUCUCGAUCUGAGUGAAUAUGACCAACCAGGUGGCAAAGAAUCGCUGGUAAAGCAGCUGGAGCAUGCUGUUAAACAUGUUGGGUUUUUCUAUGUAAAGAACUUCAAUAUUAGCCAAGAAGAAGUUGAUCGCCAGUUUGCUCUGGGUCGAGAGUUUUAUUCGUUACCGCUUGAGGAGAAGCUCGAGUAUCACAAUGCGGAUGAUCUUAUCAGAGGCGAAUAUAAUGGCUACAGACCCGCUGGCCACCGCAUCCUUGGAAACGGCAUCCGGGACAACGUGCAGGUAUACAAUAUUCCCAAGUUCGAUGGCUUCCAUGAGCGUCAACAGCCUCCUGUCAUUUCCAAACACAUCGCAGAAGUUGAGCAGUUUAGUCGGAAAUGCCACACCGAGGUAGUAGAGAAACUCCUCCGUCUCUUCGCCAUUCUUCUCGAGCUUCCUGAUGAGGACCAACUUGUCAAAGACCACCAGUACGACGUCAAGGGCGAGGACCAUCUACGCUACAUGCACUACGCAGCUCGCAGUGCCGAAGAGAACAAACAAGUUGGUGAGCUGUAUAGUCCCGGUCACACCGAUCUGGGAACCGUGACUUUGCUUUUCCGACAGCCUGUAGCUGCGCUUCAGAUACUCAACUCGGAAGGAGAGUGGAAGUGGGUGCGGCCCCAGGACGGCACCAUCACGAUCAACACCUGCGACGCUCUGACAGCUCUCACGGGUGGCUUAAUCAAAUCCAGUGUUCACCGUGUGCAUGCGCCGCCAGCUGACCAAGCCCAUGUUGACCGUUUGGGCGUGCUUUAUUUUGCCCGACCCAAUAACCACGUGGUCCUUGAUCCUCUCCAGAAUAGUGCGCUCCUUGGCCGACUGGGACUGACGCAGAAUGUGUUUACCGAGUUGGGUCAGCACUUGAAAACCGAGGAGUGGGUGAAGGUUCGCCAAAGCCAACAGCAGCGCCGCAACAAGGAUGUCAAGGUGUCGAGGGAGGGCAAAUAUACUUAUGGACCAAAGGAUCUCGACAUUAUCCCGGGACUGAAGGCUCAAAUCUAUAACUAG